Messenger RNA from Malurus melanocephalus (red-backed fairy wren), 2299 nucleotides. RefSeq names its product pleckstrin homology domain containing O1 (gene PLEKHO1). The record is from RefSeq and is a predicted model, not a curated record. Gene Ontology annotation, cellular component: ruffle membrane; muscle cell projection membrane. Bases 56 to 1030 code for a protein of 324 amino acids. Gene Ontology annotation, biological process: regulation of myoblast fusion. Lineage: Eukaryota; Metazoa; Chordata; Aves; Passeriformes; Maluridae. The transcript has 4 exons.
AAGCAAAAAGAACCACAGCAAAUUUACCCUUGCCCACUCCAGGCAGCCUGGAAACAUGGCACCAAAUCUGAUCUUCCUGGCUGUGAGUCCGGAAGAGAAAGAGUCCUGGAUUAAUGCCCUCAACUCUGCGAUCACACGUGCUAAAAACCGGAUCUUGGAUGAGGUCACUGUGGAAGAGGACAGUUUCCUGGCCCACCCAACRCGUGACAGAGCCAAGAUCCAGCACUCGCGGCGUCCUCCCACGCGGGGUCACCUCAUGGCUGUGGCAUCUACCUCAACCUCGGACGGAAUGCUGACCCUCGACCUGAUCCAGGAGGAGGACGCCUCUCCGGAGGAGCAGGGCACCUGUGAGCAGAGUUUCCGGGUGGAUCUGGACAAGUCUGUGGCACAGCUCACGGCCGGCCGGCGCCGCUCCGACUCGGAGAACACCAAGGCAUGGGAGCAGGGCCGGACAGGGAGCCUCCCCCGGCACGAGGUGACCGCCUGGGACAGAGCUGGCCAGCGCAGUGACUCCUGGGGCAAAGGGACCAUGUACACACCGCAGGUCCCCAAAAAGCUCUCGCACUCAGAAAAGAAUAAAUGUGCCUCCAUGGAAGAAAUCCUGUCCCGACAGGACUCUUCCACACACCGGGCGGUGCUGAGGAAGGGGCUGGAGGCUCAGUUUGCCUCAGCAGAGCCGGAGCAGCUGUCCCGGAUACAGGAACUGGUUGCACUGAAACUGGAAAAAACUCAGGAACUGCUCACAGAAGUGAAGGGCUAUGGGGAGGGCAAGAGAAUGACCAAGGACUCCAACACCAGCACCACCAUCACCACCACCUCUUCCUCAUCAUCUUCCAAGUCGGACUCUGAAAGGAUCCUGCAGGAAUCUGAGAGGCUGCUGGGGGAGGCUUCCUCCACCUGGAGUCARGCCAAGAGGGUGCUGCAGGAGAUCAAAGAGCUGAGGGACCUGUACAAACAGUUUGAGCUGCAGCAGUCAGACUCGAAGCCCAAACAGAGCUCACAGUCGCAGUUUAGGAAGAGCAUGAUGUGAAGGCAAGCCUUGGAUGGGAGGGAGGGACUGGGGAGGGCGGCCGUAUGGUUGAUUUUUUUUUUAAUUAUUAUUAUUUACAGUGUUCAAAAGAGUGAAAAGGUGCCUGUUCUCACCCAAAUUUGCUUCUCAAAGCUUGGAUCCUUCCUUUCCUCCAUCGCAUCCCCUGAUGAAUCAACGCAGUGUUCCAAUAAAUCAGUUGCAGUUUAUACCUCCUUUGUAAGAGCUCCCUUUGCACCCCAGCCCCAGCUCCUGUCAUGUUCUGAGGACGAGAGUGAGGAGCAGUUCCAGAACUGCCCGUGCCUGCCUGGAGCAGCCCUUGGGGCAGAGCUGGAUAAGCCCUGGCAUUGCUGCUGUCAUGUCUGGGCUGUGUCCCACACUGUAUCUCCUUCACCAGAACACCUGCCCUGUUCCCUCACCAUCCUCKCAGAAAUAAAUGACAUUAAAAGGUCAAAAAAAGGUGUCCAUCCUCACCACGGCCUGGAAAGCUCCGUCAUCCAGAAACUCUCCUGAAGAUGUGGGAAGUCCAGGCUGGCCUCCAGCAUUACRCAGGCCAUCGAGGCAUUUGCUGGCUGUAGCUCGAGAGCUCUGUCCUGGCACAGUCUCCUGGAGAUUUUGGGGCUGCCAGAUGUUAUUUUGGGGUGCACACAGAGCCYUCUGAAAGGGCAGCAGGGAUGCAAUCCGUGUCCACCCUGAUCCUGUCAGGCCAUUCAUGCUCCACUGAUCCCAUUGGCCCCAAGCAAUGGGAGGCAGCAGGGAUGUGUCUUCCCUUCUGUGCAACCAGAGGAUCAAAGCCUUAGAUUCGACAACAGUUGAGGGUUUKGGGGCUUUUCCAUUCUAUUUUCUCUUUUUUUUCACCUUCUUUUUUUCACUGAAAGAUUGGGGGUGUGUGCAGGAGCCAGACACCACAAGCCAACGGCAGUUUGGGUACGUUUGCCUCGCUCUCUCAGGUGUCACAGUCAGACAGCAGCAAGCUCUGCUUGGGCUGCCCAAGAUCAGAAUCAGCCCCGCUGGAACGAAAGCUGAGCCCAGAACAGAGCUCAGAUCACAGGCUGGCUCAGCUUUCACACCCAUGGGCAGGAUGUGGCUGUCUCACAGGUUCGCUCAUGUGGUAACAUCCAACUGUUCCUUGUUUUUUGAAAGGAAACCUAAUUCCCUAACCUACAUGGCAAAUAGUCCACGAAAACAUUAAACCCACAAAGUUAUUUCCUAAUCGUAGUCGGUGUUUUUCUUUCCUGGCUGUGAUGAAAAGAUUUUUUUUUAAUUAAAGAA